AUGGUCGACGCGCUGGGGGGCUCGUGCAGGGUCUUCGACAAUCCCGGCGGGGGUACUAUCUUCGAGGUUCUGAUCCCGGCGAAAGUGGACAAGGACAUCGAUAUCGACAGCCCCAGCGGCAGCGGCCGGAGCGUUUCGCUCCGGGAGAGCGGCGACACCACCCGGGGGACAUGCCUGAUCGUGGACGACACGGCCUCCAUCCGGAAGAUGAUGCGCCACUUCCUCAAGCAGCACGACGUCGACCUCGCGUGUAACGGUGUGGAGGGCCUAGAGAGACUCAAGAACAAGGAGUACGACAUCGUGCUCAUGGACAUCUCGAUGCCUGUCAUGGACGGGAGGGAGUGCUUGGCGAGGUUUAGGAAGUGGGAAGCGGUGAACAGACCGAACCGCCAGCGGAUAUACGCAAUGUCGGCCAACGUCGUCGAAGUCGACACCGGCUUCGACGGGUCUCUGCCCAAGCCCAUGGAUGGCAAGAGACUCCGAGGGCUCCUCCAAAAACGGGAAUCGCUAAAGGUGCACCCGGUUUGA
Messenger RNA from Ectocarpus sp. CCAP 1310/34, 528 nucleotides. Lineage: Eukaryota; Phaeophyceae; Ectocarpales; Ectocarpaceae. The record is from the annotation of a GenBank genome assembly.